AUGCCAUUGGCACGUCCCACCUCGCAGAAGCAUGUUUGCUCCCUCUGUGGUGAGACUGUGAAGGGCUGCAAAUGGCUGCACUUUACCAAGGGCCACAGAGUUUUGGGGCUUGAGGGCUUCGGCUUUGGCCGCAUGAAGCGGCAACGCAAAAAGCUUGCUGCAGAACAAUGCAGCAGUGCCAAUGCACGAAAGGCGACCAUCGCCAAGACUGCUGCAGGUCUGGCAAGAAGAAUGGUUGAUUUGAAGGCCGGUGAGCAGGGAGAGCACGAUUGCGAGAUCCUCCAGCUCCCACAUGUCGGCAAAGGCAAAGCUGUGCGUCGAUUCCACAACAAGCUUUUUUGUAAGAAGUGUAAGGCCUUGGCAAGCUCCGUCAAGAAGCUUUCAAGCGUGAGAUGCGAUGCCUCCUUCAAAGGAGGUCCGAAGCGAAAGCAGCUGAUUGCUAGUUUGCAAAAGUUUGCUGAUAAGCUCAGUGUAGGUUCGCAGGAGCACACCGCAACCUUGCAGGUGGUUUCGAAGAUUUCUCCUCCUGCCAAUGUGGAUGAGCUGGUCCCAAGAGCCCACAAUGUGGUCCAGGUCCAGACGCCAGGCAAACGCAAGCAGGCCGCUUUGUUCUGCACUCGCUGCCGUCGCCUGUCUGCCACAAAGAAGCAUUUGAAUAAGUUCAACUGCAGUUCAGCAGCGGUUUGGUCCCCUGCGCGUGAGCGGGUCUUGCGACAGGUCGAUGAAAACGCAAAGGGAGCCAAAGGCAAACGCUUGAAAGCGUUAAGUGAGCUGACUGAUUUGCUCACUGGGAAGGCGACUAGUAAGAGUCUCUUUGAGGCGAUCGCUGUCAGCGGUGAAGAUUGCAUCUUCAUAGGUGACUGGAACUGCACCGCUGAAGAAGAGCCUGUGUGUUCAGUUCUUCGCAGUGGGUGUUUGCAUAUGGCCGAUGAUGUCGAAAGACUUCAGACUGUGUUGGAGCGUCGCCUCCGUCGCACCCUGCGACGUCUGGCAGAGCUGCAAAAGACUGAUGCUGAUUGGAGCUUGGCACGUAAAGUGCUGAAUGCGCUGCCGUACUUGCAAAAGCAUUUUCCUGAGCUCACUGAGGUUCAGAAUCUGGACACAAAUCUUAUCGCUGUCCUCGAGCAAUGCUUGCAGAAAGAAAUAUGUGCUAGUCGGGAAGCUCGGCUGCAGUCCUGGAAGCGUAAAAUGGAGGAAGACGAGUCUUCCCUUGUUCGAUGGGUGAAAGGAGCUGACAAGGUUUCUUGCUUUGCCACUGACGACUCUCGGGUACGAAAAGCUGUUGGCAAGGCCCAUGGGCCUGACGGUUGGACGGGUGACUCAUGGUCCUUGUUGCCCAUGGGUUUCUUUGAUGCCUUGGCCAAGUUGUGGAAUGUGGUUAUGAAAACGGCGCGCUUGCCAUACCAGUGGCACUCAGUUCGUUGCGUUUUGAUUCCCAAAGAGGGGGACCUUGAUUUGGCAUUUGACGGGUUGCCGGCAAUCAAAGAGGCCAUGAGACACGCAUGGCUGGCGUACCUUUGGAGAAACGAGCCCCGCGCGCAAGAUGACGCGGAGGUUUGUCAACGUGUUUUGCCAGUCUACCAGGGACUGGAUCAAAACAUUUUUGGCGCUGAAUCGGUUGCUGUUUUGAAAGCUUUCAUUGCUGCGACUCAUUUGCGCGUAGAUCUUCUGUUGGUUUGCGAUAACCUUGCAGUCGUCAGACGUGUGAAGCAAAUCCAAACGACGGGAUAUUUGCCUCAGUGGGCGCCGGGCCUGUGGAAGGCCUUAAGCUUAGUUUGCUCCACCCACGAAAUUGCGUGGGUGCCUUCGCACGAUAAGCUUCUUGAUUGGACCGAGACUUGGAGACUCCUUAACAAGCGAGCCGACGCCAAAGCUCAGGAACAGGCCGCUCGGUCUGUGCACGAGCUUCUUGAUUGGAAAUUUACCUUUGAUGCUGCAGUGGCCUGGUCUGCUUCAGCGCUUGAUAGGCAGCGGAGUGCUUUGCGGUUCCUGAGGUACGGCAGCGCUUGGCGCGGAGUGCCGAACAAUUGGAGCGAGAUGCCUCGUGGCAUGGUGAGUGGUGGUGUUGCAAAACGACGAAUUGACCAGAAGGAUACCUUGGUUGACCAGAAGGUCGCCCACAAGCAGCAUGAGCUCGCCCAGCUCAAGGCCCAGGCCGAGGACCCACCGAGCCUGAGUCGCUGGGGCGCGGUCGCGGGCGCUGCCUCAGCUCGAGCAAAAGAGUUGGCAGAGGAGCUGCAGAGCACAGAGAAUGAUCUGGCUCGGAAUGCGCGCGCCAACAAGGAGCUCGAGCGCUUGGAAGAGGAGCUCGAACGCCGUGUCACGGAUGCUGCGGAUGCUGCGACCAUGCGGACCUGGGAGAUUUGGGACGCCUGGGAGAGGUGCAACGUGAGACCUUUUCGCUACAGGAUGGCCGCAACUGAUGUGGUGAUGCCUGUCAGCCUUCCGACCAGCGCCGGAACGCGCGAGGUCCUGGACUUGGGCUAUCCCGUGCUGAAUCUCCAGAAGUUGGAUGACCCCAAGGUGUCGCUCCAUCAAUGCUCCCAGAAGUACGGGCCUCAAGGCAUCCGCAGCAUCUUUGAGAAGCUGCAGGAGCGACUCAAGGAGCCCCAGUUUGAAGAGCUGAACUUGUCAGACAAUCAUGUGGGAGAUGAAGGUGCGGACUACCUGAAGGAUGGCCUCAAGAAUUCCAACACCCUGAAGCGUUUGUUGAUGCCACGAACUGGGCUGAAGACCAAUGGCUUCCAAUCCAUCGGUGAGUUGUUGCACCACUGCCCUAGCCUGGAGAUGCUGGUGCUCAGCUCCAAUCUCGCCGAUCCCGCGGGUGUGGAAGGCACCUUCACCGCAGGGCUUUCGAAGAACAAGUCCCUGAAGUCCUUGUGCUUGGCCGCCUGCCGCCUCGGCAACACAGGCGUCGCACAGCUUUGCGCGGGGCCUUUGGCCUCCCACGGGGCGUUGGAGCACGUGUCCUUCAGCUACAACCGCUUGGAGGAUGAAGUUUGCAGCAGUGUCAUCAAGAUGUUGGCCACCAACACCAAGCUUCGCAACCUGGAGCUGAAUGGCAACAGCUUGGGUACUCAAGCAGCCUUGGACUUGGUGAAAGGACUGGCCAGCAACAAGACCCUGCAGAAGUUGGGCUUGGCACAGAACUCCAUCAUGGAGAAGGGCGCUGCUGCAUUGAGCAACCACUUUGUGUGCGACAAGGGGCAGAACCUCGUGUACUUGGACCUUCGUUACAACAAAGUUGGCUACUACGGCUGCGUGGAGAUCCGCAAGAUGAUCAAGAAGCCCAUGGACGAUGACGAAGCCAACAAGGGCUGGAUGAUCAAUUUUGGAGAGCGACAGCUCAUGCUCAAUGCGCACUGA
Messenger RNA from Durusdinium trenchii, 3366 nucleotides. The record is from the annotation of a GenBank genome assembly. Lineage: Eukaryota; Dinophyceae; Suessiales; Symbiodiniaceae.